Molecule: messenger RNA, 897 nt
Organism: Drosophila elegans
Lineage: Eukaryota; Metazoa; Arthropoda; Insecta; Diptera; Drosophilidae
Exons: 2
Coding region: 294-839 (181 amino acids)
Source: RefSeq, a predicted model, not a curated record
UAAUUUGAGGAAUAUUUAAAUAUUUGAUAUAAUAAAAUCAAGGACUUUACUUGUGGCCAAUCAUUACCUGCGAGGAUUGAUUUUUUUCGCAUGAACAAUUACCAUAAUGUAACUCAAUUCGUACACCAGUAAUAACUAGUUAAAUACAAAAUUGUCUAGCUUAUUUUAUCGUAAUUACAAUAAUAUCAACCAGAACCAAAUUAAAUAAAUACGAAAAUAGAUUGAAACUCGGCACAAAAAACUGUAGACUUUUUUGCUAAAAAUCAAGCAGCAUUAUAGUAUAAACAUUGGCCAUGAAAACGUCGUAUUUGUUGUGUGGACUAUAUGUCCUAAUAAACUUCGCCAAUAGUGAUAAACGCAACUUUCGAAUCUACUUUGAUGAGUUUGCGAUAAAGUAUAAGGUGACAGACAUUUUCGAAAAGGUGGAUUGUCAUUUGGUCCAAUUGAAUAAUCGAAGCUACGUCAACGGCGAGAUGAUUUUAAAAAGAAGUGUUGGAGAUUUGAAUGUUCGUACCAUCAUGGAUUUUUGGAAACCAAACACUCAAAUAAAAACGAAGUUAUAUGAUGUUCGUUUAGAUGGUUGUAACUUACUAAGAAGUCUUCACAAAAAUAAACUUUUUAACCUCUAUGUGAAGAGCUUUAAAAAGCAUUCUAAUGUAAUUUUGCUGUGUCCAUUUAAGGCGAACUAUAGUUACAAAAUGGUGGAUUGGUUUUUGGAUGAGAAGGAUCUGCCCCCGUAUGUCCCUCUUGGUAAAUUCCGUACAAUCACCGAAUAUUCUACACAACAGCGAUUGGCAAUACGUAUUGUAGUACACGGUGAAGUUUUGGAAAAACUGUAAACUGCAACAUAAAAAUCAUAAAAACAAUGUGGGGGAAAAAAAUUGAAAAAAAAAUAAA